UCUUGUUCUUCUUGUUGUUGUUGUUGUCAUCAUCUCUGACUGUCUUCUCCAUAACAUAUUGGUUUUCUUGGAGAGUUGGGAGUCCAAUCCAUCAUGGGAAAGCACAGCAAAGGCCGCAAGAGAGAGAACCUGGGCAAAGGCAAGGUGACCCCUGUCCAGAUCGCCUUCAUUGUCGGCCGCUACCUCGAGGAUAAUCACUACACCAACACCCUAUCCUCCUUCAAAUCUGAGGCCGUGGAUCUCUUCUCGAGAACCAAAGGCAAAGAGGUUCCCAAAGGAUUGAUGGGGUUGGGCGAUAUAUUAGACGAGUACAUAAGCUUGAAGGAGCAGAGAUUGAUGGUGGAUCACGAGAAAAGGAGAGUUGAGACUGCCCUUAAAGGGUUUCAAGAUGUCAUGAGGGCUUACUACUCAGUCUCUGUGGGUGUGGGGAACAUACCUCUUCCUUCAUCUACUCCUCUUCUUCCUCCCUGUGCUUCAGUGGCGGCUUCUAUGGCCCCACUCUACACUCCGCCAAUCAACACCUGCAAUGCAUCUCCUUCAGGUCACAUAAUUAAUGCGUCUCCCAUGUUGAACCAUGAACAACAAUCUGUGUUUCAACAAAAGGCUGCCGAAAAUAGGAGUUCGUCAACUCAUGCACCCAAGUCUUCAUCUGCCAACAAGAGAAAAGCUACAAGGUCUUUUCAAAAGCAUCCUUCAGCUCCUAAAAGAUCAUGUGUUCAAUCACUCAAAGAUUCAUUUAAUGAGCAAGGUAAUACACUAUCCUCAGAGAAUGCAUGUGCCAAAAGCACCAUAGGUGACACAGAGAAACCUUUGGCUGCUGAAUCAACAUCAGGAGACAAUUUAAAACUUGCAUCUACAGUCCAAGAAUCAGCUGUAGCAAGGACAAGCUUACUCAAGCAUCCAUGUGAUCAUGAAGGGUCUUCUGGUUCCCCUAAAACUCCUGGGCAAAAAUUUGCCACUCAGGCAAACAAAUUUAGGUCUCCUCUUGAUGGUUCUCCAGUCCGUAUUAUCAAUACUACUGAAUCAAAUGGGAGUUGCCUCAUCCAAGUGUCUGUAAUAUCUAGCAAAACAGUUAUAGUCAGCCCUCUCAAGGACAAUGGUUAUUUUGCUGUUGAGAGAAGCUACCAUGUUACAACAUCUUCACCUUUGCAUUCAAACACAAAGGAGCCCAUCAGAAGAGAGCACAUAAGGGGGAGGUUGGAUUUUGAUGAUUCUGAUUUGCCUGCAAGCUCAGAGAAACCUCUUGAUACUGACAGCUCCACUUCUUCAACUGACGGGGAAACACAGGAAUUUGACUUUGAUCUUCCAGAUCUUGAUAUCCUUGGGAGGGAUUUCUCAUUCUCUCAACUUUUAGUUGACUUUGACAUUGAUUGUGAAAAAAUUCCCGGCGGCGAGUCAACCACAACUGAUCUCCUUCCAGGGGCAAUGCACAAUGUGUUCAGUGGAUGCAUGGAAACAAAUCAAACUAGUGUAGCUCCCUGCGAAUCAUCUUUAACAGCUCUUUCUCCAGAGGAUUCAAACAUGCAAGCUUCUGAUUCUGUGGCUGCCUUAAGAAGUGUUACACGGUGCAUAAUUGUGAGUCCUGCUAAAACAAGGGGAAAUUCAACCUCAUCGCCCGUAGUUUCACCAGAAAAACGUAGCUAGACAGCUAGUAAUAGCAUAACAAGAAUAUGCUUUUAGAAUGGUUUAAAAGCAAUAUGUAGUUAGUGUUCAACUAAUUAUGGUCAUUGUUUUGGUCAUGUACUCUUUGAUGUUACUGCUUUGUCUAAUACAGCUAUUGCAAGUGGCUAUGGAUAGUAACUUAACAAUUGUUAUUGUUGUUGUCUUUAAACAAGUCUAGCAAUGAGUACUGCUACCUAACUACAUGCAUCUGGUUGCUGUUAAAUAAAUAGUUCAAUGAGCCAAAUGCAUUAAUUACUUGAACAAUGUUG
Molecule: messenger RNA, 1931 nt
Organism: Dioscorea cayenensis subsp. rotundata (Guinea yam)
Lineage: Eukaryota; Viridiplantae; Streptophyta; Magnoliopsida; Dioscoreales; Dioscoreaceae
Source: RefSeq, a predicted model, not a curated record